UUAACAUUCCUCUGUGUUGCUUAAGGCUUCUCAAAGUGAGAAAAAGCAGAAGGGAGAGACUCUACAAGAAAGAGUCUGUCUCCAGAAGUUUCGAGACAGACAGACCGACGACUUCUCCCCCUGUUUUCUUCUCCCAGAGGUGGAACAAUUCUUUCACUGCUAGUAGCUGUAUAGCUGAGUAGAUAUCUCGAACCAUGAAGGCGCUUGAAAUUUUCAUUCUGGCAGAAAUUGUGGGCUGCUUUCCUGUUUUUUCUAGGCCUGCUCCAGUCCACUGCACCUGGAAUCCAUACAGUCCUUGGUCAGAAUGUGACGGCUGUAGUAAGACCCAGAUUCGCAGACGAACAAUAGAAGUCUAUGGACAGUUUGGAGGACAUCCAUGUUCUGGGAAGUCAUUCGAAUCCCGUUCAUGUAUUCCUGCAAGAGGGUGCCCAACAGAGGAUGGCUGUGGCGAUCGUUUUAGAUGUUCUUCAGGGCAGUGCAUAAGCAUGUCAUUGGUGUGCAAUGGAGAUCAUGACUGUGAAGAAGACAGUGCGGAUGAAGACCGAUGUGAGUCGCUCAAGGUGGUUUGCGACAUCGAUAAACCACCUCCUAAUGUAGAACUGACAGGAACAGGCUUUGAUGCGCUUACAGGUGAGACCAAAGGAAGAGUCAUCCACACAAAGAGCUUUGGGGGCCAGUGCAGAAAGGUGUUUAGUGGUGACCAGAGAGAAUAUUACCGGCUAAGUGACAGCGUCCUUGCUUACACAUUCCAGGUGAAAAUUGAGAAUGAUUUCAGCACUGAGUUUUACGACAGUAGCUGGUCUUACGUGAAGCACACAGUGAACACUGUAACUUCAAGUCACGGCUAUGAUUUUAACCCCAGCUCACAUUCUAUGGGUAGUUCAAAGAGUAACCACCUCAUGGUGAUUGAAAACAAUGUGGAAGUUGCUCAGUUCAUCAAUAAUCGGCCAGAAUUUCUAACUCUCGCCGAGCCCUUCUGGAAAGAGCUUGCCAACCUUCCUGCAUUCUAUGAGUACAACGCAUACCGAAAAUUAAUUGAACAUUUUGGAACACAUUUCUUUCGCUCUGGAUCUUUAGGAGGACAUUACAAAGCUCUGUUUCAUGUGGGCACAGAUAGUAUGAAGGCAACAGGUAUGAGCAUGAGGGACAUGCAUGAAUGUAGAACAUCCGGCUGGAAUGCCUUCUUUGUAAAGAAGAGUAAAACAGAAUGCACCAAACUGGAUACGCUAUUACAGCAAUCGUCAGGUGGCAGCAGCAACCAGAUUAAAGCAAAUCUGCAUGUCGAGGGAGGAAGUCCAGGGACUGUAGCUGCCCUGAGCUACUUGGACCUCCAGGAUCCGGCUGGAAACGCUCAACGGUACUCUUUAUGGGCUAGAUCCGUAUCCACUUAUCCGAGAGUCAUUAAGCAAAAGAUAACACCAUUGUAUGAGUUGGUAAAGGAAGUACCUUGUGCGUCAGUCAAAAGAUAUUACCUGAAACAAGCCAUUGAAGAGUACAUGUCUGAAAAUGAUCCCUGCAGAUGCCGGCCAUGCCAAAAUGGCGGCCAGCCAGCCAUUGUAGAGACUCAGUGCCUAUGCUUCUGCAAGCCUUAUACUUUUGGAGUAGCUUGCGAACUGGGGACCCUUGUCCAAGACCAGCCAGGAGUCAUCGAUGGAGGCUGGAGCUGCUGGUCUUCUUGGAGUCCUUGUACAGGUGGAAGGAAAUCAAGAAGCAGAAGGUGCAAUAAUCCUUAUCCCAGUGGCGGCGGAAGGUCUUGCAUUGGAGAAGCAACUGAAAACCGUCAGUGCGAAGACGACGAGUUGCAACAUUUUCGUUCAAUAGAACCCCACUGCUUUGAUGUGUCUGCAUUUGGUACAGAAUCCUGCCCAACGCCGCCUCUUUUGGAAAACGGAUAUGUUCAAGAUGCAGAUUCGUCUUAUCCUGUGGGUAAAAGCAUCGUUUACUCGUGCAAUGAUGGGUAUGCCCUUGUAGGAAAUUCUGUUGCUACAUGCAGUGAAGGGUUCAAAUGGAUCAUGGGACAAAUGGAAUGCCAGAAAACGGCUUGCAUAUUACCUGAGCUGGAAGGAGGAUUGAGGAGGGAUCCAGUGAAACGUUUGUAUGAAAUCGGAGAGAAAGUCCAACUAUCAUGCCCAGAGGACAUGCAGCUGGAGGGGGCAGGGCUCCUCUUGUGCCAGCCUAGUCUGAAAUGGUCUCCUGACCCUGACAACAGCCAGUGCAGGAGAAGAGGGCCCCGUGUGGAUACCGAACCAACACAGCCUGAAUGCCAGCCAUGGGAGAAGGUUCAGCAGACAAGCUGUGUGUGCAAGAUCCCCAACGAGUGUGGAUCUUCCUUGGACAUCUGUGCAAGAGAUGCCAGAACCAAGAGAGCCAUUUUGCUCACUGUUUGUAAGCUACAUGCGCUCGAGUGCACGGGCAGACAGUAUGCUUUGGUCAGUAAGGAAAACUGCAGAACACCUGCUGCAGCUGAGAGACCUUGUGGCUCGUGCCACUUGUGGGAGACAUGUGAUGAUUCAACCAACAAAUGCACAUGUAGACAAGACGGAGCCUGCAGCGGCAGUGGAAUAAGCAUCUGCGUGCAAGUGGACGCCAGCUUUGCCCAGCAGACGAUGACCGAGUGCGAGGCCGGCCUCCUCAGAUGCCGGGGGGUCCACUUCACCGUUGUCAGCAUAAGACCUUGUGCUGCACAGAGUUCCUAAAGAGAUGUUUUCUGAUGGCCCUCGGAUGCCCAAGCUGCAUCCGAGGCAGGGAAGGCUCACAGCCUGCUGGGCAGCGAAGAGGGCCAGGAUGGGGUGGGUGGGAAGGUGGGGAUUGUUAAUAAACUGACCAAAUGUCUAUCGCAAUGAAAACAAAGUGAGGAGGGAAGACAGGCCCCUGGACAUGUGAAUCCAGCCCCUCACCCUCAGAAUGCUGUCAGAACAAGGAGCCAGGACACCUGGGGUCUCCAGUGCAGGGGAGGUUUGGCCCCUAUUCCCCAAGGGCAGUGCUUUUAUUUUCACCAUAGGAGCCAAUGGCCAUCAUUCCUUUGUAAACACUAUGAUUGGCAAAGGCAAGGAGGUGAGUAUUACAGCUGCCAGGUAAUCCUGGACACUGAUCACAAAUCCUGCUGUUCUCUGGAUGGCCUAAUACUUAGUUCUGUUUCUUACAGUGCAAUCCUAAGCAGGGUUAAACCUUUCUAAGUCCCUUGAAGUCAGUGGACUUAGAAGGGCGUAACUCUGCUUAGGACUACACUGCCAGUCGUGCUAGAAUAUGACAGAAUGUUGGAAAGUGGCAUGUAGAAGGCAAAGCAGAUCUGGAUUCCUGUUCCUUGUAUAGUUAUACAGUCUUUUCAGCUGGCGCAGCAUUCAUAAUAAGCUUUUAUAGUAGGAAAACCAUCCUCCGGACAACCACCAGAGUCUUGGCUUCCUUGCCUCUGCUCACUAAACUGGGCACAGUUCUAGAAAGAGCCAUCCUUUGGGUGGGUGCCCUGAGCCCCACAUUUUGAGGGACCCUGCCCCUCCCCAAGAAAUCUGCCAAUCACCGAGAGGUUUGGGAUCCAUGACGGCCUGUCGCCCAGGUGAUUUCUGAUCCAGCCAACCAAAGACUCUGCUGCCCAAGUGAUCCAUAGCGGCCUUGGGACUAAAAGCGUGCAACAAUUCAUCGUAAAAGUAGACAUUGCCAUAUGCUUUUAGCCCCAUGCAUUGUUGCUCAUGUGGGCGCAGAAACUGCGUGGGGGCUGCUGGUUGUGGCUUGGAAAGGGAAGACUCAUGGCACUCAAAUGUUUCACAGGCCUGGAGGAGGGAGGUUGGAGGGUCUUAUCCUGGGGCCUCGGCCUCUAUAGGGAUGACCUUGGUUCCAGACACACACAUCAGUCAGAAUUUGCUUGCCACAUAGUGUGGGGACCUAAAAACCAUUUCGCCAGUCUUCGGGCCAGCAUAUAUGUUUUAAAAACUGUUGACCAAAAUUUGUAUUCCCAAUUCUCUGCACAAUCAUGGAUAGGUUUUCUUCAGCUAUAUGGCUAUUUCCAACCUUUUGUCUCUUAGAAUGUGAUCAUAAUAACCACUGUGAAGCCCCUUUCAAGUCACAUUGAUUUUGGUAAAAUAGUACGGAGUCCAGUAGCACCUUUAAGGCUAACCAACUUUAUUGUAGCAUAAGCUUUCAUGAACCACAGUUCUCUUCGUCAGAUGCAUCCGACAAAGAGAGCUGUGGUUCUCAAAAGCUUAUGCUGUAAUAAAGUUGGUUAGUCUUAAAAGUGCUACUAGACUACUAUUUUGCAACUGCAGACUAACACGGCUAACUCCUCUGGAUUUAUUGAUUUUAGUGAUAGAGCUAAAAAUGUGCUUAAAUGCCUCACAUCUAAAUAUAAUGGGACUUUACUUUGGCUGAUGGGUACUGUAACUCAUGAAUUGCUGCCAAAGUGGGAGUAACAGCUUCCAGAAGCUUGCAAAUGAAUGGGCAAUAUUGCUCCUAUAUAGGCCUCUAAAGGGAAAUGGUAGCAGAACAGGACUAGAAAGAGAUACAGUGACCAAAGCCUGCAUAAUUUGUCACCCACCUAGUCAAAUGGAGCUCAGAAGCUAUGUAUGGCCUUCCCUGGAAAAUCUCCUGGGAUUUGCUGCCUGCCUAGAUCUGCAAAACACAAGGACAGAAGUUAUCAGACACCCGCAGGCCGCAGUACAUGGCAAGCCGGCUACAUUUGCCAGGGUGGCCCACAAGUCAUUCAGAUCUGCAAUUCGCUAAACAUGAUGGAAUGUAUUGUGCUAGUGCCCUUUCAGGAAUCAAUCUUGAACUAUUUGAAGAUCAAAGAAGCAUGUACCAUGUAUCAAUAAAUAACUUCCAAAAAC
Eublepharis macularius is the source of this 4817-nucleotide messenger RNA. RefSeq names its product complement C7 (gene C7). Gene Ontology annotation, cellular component: membrane attack complex. NCBI's taxonomy places the organism in Eukaryota, Metazoa, Chordata, Lepidosauria, Squamata, Eublepharidae. Bases 195 to 2696 code for a protein of 833 amino acids. The record is from RefSeq and is a predicted model, not a curated record. The transcript has 18 exons. Gene Ontology annotation, molecular function: protein binding. Gene Ontology annotation, biological process: immune response.